Ochotona curzoniae (black-lipped pika) is the source of this 1097-nucleotide messenger RNA. It is a transcript of the gene PIANP, whose product is annotated as PILR alpha associated neural protein. Bases 243 to 1097 code for a protein of 284 amino acids. Gene Ontology annotation, cellular component: membrane. NCBI's taxonomy places the organism in Eukaryota, Metazoa, Chordata, Mammalia, Lagomorpha, Ochotonidae. Gene Ontology annotation, biological process: regulation of immune response. The record is from RefSeq and is a predicted model, not a curated record. The transcript is spliced from 6 exons.
GAGCCGAGCCGAGCAUCUCCCGCCGCCGCCGCCCAGCGCCCCGGGCGCCCGCGCCCCCACCCCACCCCACCCGCCUCCCGCGUCCAGCCGCCGGCCAAACCCUCUGACCAUGCCCCGCGCCCCACGCGCUGCUGACACCCCCCAGUCCCGCGCAGUCCCGGCCGUCCGCAGCCGUCUCACAGCCGCGCCAGACAGGCAGUGAAGGCUACAAAUCUGGGUCACAGCUGAGGAAGACCCCGGACAUGGAGUCCAGGAUGUGGCCUGUGCUGCUGCUGUUCCACCUUCUCCCUCUGUGGCCGCUGCUGCUGCUGUCCCUGCCACUGCCUGCUCAGGGGUCCUCGGCUUCCCCUCGCACCCCACCAGCCCCGGCCCGUCCUCCGUGUGCCCGGGGAGGCCCCUCAGCCCCACGUCACGUGUGCGUGUGGGAGCGAGCACCUCCACCUAGCCGUUCCCCUCGGGUUCCAAGGUCACGGAGGCAGAUUCUGCCAGGCACUGCACCCCCUGCCACCCCCUCAGGCUUUGAGGAGGGGCCGCCCUCAUCCCAGUAUCCCUGGGCUAUUGUGUGGGGCCCUACAGUGUCUCGAGAAGAUGGGGGCGACCCCAACUCUGCCAAUCCUGGCUUCCUGCCCCUGGACUAUGGCUUUGCAGCCCCCCACGGGCUUGCCACCCCACACCCCAACUCAGACUCCAUGCGGGGUGAUGGAGACGGGCUCAUCCUGGGAGAAGCGCCUGCCACCCUGCGGCCGUUCCUGUUCGGGGGCCGUGGGGAAGGUGUGGACCCCCAGCUGUAUGUCACAAUUACCAUCUCCAUCAUCAUUGUGCUGGUGGCCACAGGCAUCAUCUUCAAGUUCUGCUGGGACCGCAGCCAGAAGCGGCGCCGGCCCUCUGGGCAGCAAAGUGCCCUGAGGCAGGAGGAGAGCCAGCAGCCGCUGACCGACCUGUCCCCGGCGGGAGUCACUGUGCUGGGGGCCUUCGGGGACUCGCCCACCCCCACCCCUGACCAUGAGGAGCCCCGAGGGGGACCCCGGCCUGGGAUGUCCCAGGCCAAGGGGGCUCCAGCCUUCCAGUUGAACCGGAUUCCCUUGGUGAAUCUGUGA